AUGGCAGACGCGGAGGGUCAUGACUUCUCUCAAAUAAGCCGCAACAUACGAAGAUCAAUGCAACAGAAUUUACAAAUUUUUGAUUCAAUCCGUGGAAAAGAAGUUAAUAUUCCCUUCUGGGACAUAGUUGUGAUUACUGCUCUCGAUGAAGGUCAAAAAAAUGCCUAUGAUCUUCAACUUCAGUCUAAGCUCGCGCGAGGAGAAUUACCCCUUGGGGUAAAAUAUCAUGUGUUCUAUGACCCGCCCGGGCCGAAAAUCGGUAAUGGUGGAUCAGUACUUGUCACUAUUGGUGAUCUUUUAAAGAUUUAUGAAGAGGAGGAGUUGAUGAACUCGAAGAUUAUUAUGUUACCUGCCGGAGGUUAUAGCCAAAGAUUGCCAAACGCAAGUGUUCUGGGAAAAGCAUUCACUGCCCUUCCUAUUGGUGAUCCACCUUACCAAAUGUUAGAACUUCAGCUUGCUAUGUUUAUUGAGUUUCCACGACAUAUGAACCCAGGCAUCUUUGUGGCUGCUUCGGAUAUCCUAGUGGUGUUUAAUAGUGAAGGAGAUUGGUCAUUCACUAAACCAGGCUUCACAGCUUUGGCUCAUCCUUCUCCAAUUCAUAUUGGUACAACACAUGGUGUAUUUGUUCUUAAUGAUCAUGAAAAGUUAGCAUCUGUUCAGGCUGGCUGCCCAAUCACUCAAACAACAUGUAAGAAAUUUCUCCACAAACCAUCAAUGGACAUAAUGAGAAAGCAUGGCAUUGUAUUCCUCUGUGAUGAACAAGAGUAUGUUUACACUGACAGUGUCUUUUUUGUGGACUGGAGAACAGCCAAGAAUCUCUAUGACUUUUCUCAGCAGAUCCAACCAAUUGAUUGUGAAAUUGAUGCUUAUGGUGAUUUCUUGCAAGCUCUUGGGCCUGAGGCAUCAGCAGAUUACACAAAGAAUGUUGCCAAUGUCACAAAGGAGACUUCCUCUUUGAUUUCAAAGAGGAAGAAGAUUUUUGAGUUCCUGAAAGGAACACAAUUAAAUGUGUUGUUACUUAAUGAAUCCAAGUUCUACCACUUAGGCACCACUAUGGAAUGUAUUCACCAUUUCUGCGACGACAAAGUUUUUAGAUAUGAAAGUCACUUUCUCUCAGAAGUAAUGGUGAAAAGAAGUGGGCCCAGUGAGGAGAAAAUCACCACUGAUCAAAGAUGUCUCAUACACUGUUACCAGACUCUGCCAUCAAGUGUGGGACAGAGAACACUGUUGGAAUACUGCAACAUUCAAGCUGAAGCCUCUGUUGGCAAUAACUGCAUUGUCAGUAAUGUAGAGCUUCCUUCAGGGGCUAGCAUCCCUGACAAUACCUUCAUGAUGACUGUCUGUGUUACAGUUGACAAUGUCAGUGGGUUGUAUGUAACUGUUGUCUUUGGUAUUGAAGACAAUGUUAAAAAGAUGGCACCAUCUGAUGAUCUUGCAAAACUGCAGUACUUUGGCUUACCACUUGAUAAAGCAAUGUCACUGUUGGAUUUGGUGCAGAAUUCCAAACUUGAGUAUGUUAGUCUAUGGCACAUGGAGCUGUUUCCUGUGUUUAAAAGCUGUACAGAGUCUGUUUGGUAUGCAAUGAAGAUGCUGAAUGCUUUAAAGAAUGGAACAAAAAUUGACAAAGGAAACAUGCCUGUGGGAAAGUACUUGUCCAUGAAGGAGAUCUUGGAUCUUAAGGACACUGAAGGAACAUUGCACAUUAGGGAAAUGUUAAGGAAAAAAAUUUUAGGGACAUAAUCACAUGUUGAGUAAAUGGAAGGAAAUCCUUUCAGUAUUGACAUGAAUGUCAACAACUUCCUUGGGAUGAAAAUGUUCAAAAGAUUUGUUGAAUUUAGUUUUCUCAAGAAUGCUAUUAUAAUAUUCCUCUCCCACACUCUAGCUCAGAAGUGUUCUUAAUUGAUAUUUAUCUACUAAUAGUUUUAAAUUAUUAUUCACUCACUCCAUGAGUGAAUCUCAGUGGGACACAGUCCAGUAAGGGCUCCUAAGUUAGUAUUAGAUAAAACUUUUUAAAAGUUGAUCAAAAUAACGACCAUUCUACUAGAUAUAAAAAUUGGAAGGACGAGUAUUAACUCAUGGGAUAAAUAAGAACAUGGGAUAAAUUUUUAGUAAGUUUGACAGGAAACAUAAUGAAUUAUUUGUAUUGAGCUUUAUCUGAAUAUGCGCAAGGGGCUUUCACAACAUAAAAAGUAUUUCUUAUUCCCUUUUCCUUUCGAUGUCUUUCAUGAUGUCAUUACUUCUUGAUAUCAUGCUAAUACCUUAGCAAUUUUGUCACCCAGGGUAGUAAUUGUUAGGUGUUAAAUAAGGCUAAUUUGUUAAAAAUUUAUUCUUCAAUAACACAGUCAGGCAGUCUCUUCUGUAAAAAUGCAAUGGUUUCCUCUCUCUGUUUUAUCUUUGGUGCGUUAGUGAGGAUGAGUUUUCACAAGUCUUAACAUACUUUUCAGAUAACAAU
Molecule: messenger RNA, 2452 nt
Organism: Pocillopora verrucosa
Lineage: Eukaryota; Metazoa; Cnidaria; Anthozoa; Scleractinia; Pocilloporidae
Product: fucose-1-phosphate guanylyltransferase
Molecular function (GO): transferase activity, transferring phosphorus-containing groups
Source: RefSeq, a predicted model, not a curated record